Messenger RNA from Hermetia illucens (black soldier fly), 2655 nucleotides. RefSeq names its product serine/arginine repetitive matrix protein 1-like. The record is from RefSeq and is a predicted model, not a curated record. The coding region runs from base 38 to 2545 and encodes 835 amino acids. NCBI's taxonomy places the organism in Eukaryota, Metazoa, Arthropoda, Insecta, Diptera, Stratiomyidae. The transcript has 2 exons.
UGAUGAAAAGGACAGAUCUGCUGCUCAAAGCAGACGCAUGGAUCGAAGUAGUAGCAGAACACGCGAAAGCCAACGGGCCCAGUAUGUUGAUAGUCGUAUAAGAAGAGAAGAAUCUCCUGAACCAAUUUAUGAAGAAGGAAAGAGAGGGCGUGAUGCCGAGAAUAACGAUGAAGGGAAACGUAGACUUGAAGCACCAGAUGAGAGUUAUGAUGAUGAUAAGGGCAAAUAUGGUAAGAAACGAUCAGAAAUUUCAAGGCAUAGCCGUGAUGAUAAAAGGAGCAGACAAAGUGUACCAGAGAAACGUCACGAGGGUGAAAUACUCAAAGAUGGGAGCCAAAGGUAUAGUUUUGAAGAAACAAAAAGUCUGCACAGUGCUAAGGAAGCGGGACGAGAAGAUGAUAAAAAUAUCUACGAUAGUCGAGCCAAAAGGCCUGAAUUUUCCCAGAGCACUUAUGACAAGGAAAGAAGUAAACGUUCUGUACAGCAUAGUAUAUAUGUCUUUGAAAAAGAUAGAUCUGAGGAUGGAGAGGAUCGACGGAGUGCCGGAAGCAGUAGAUUUGAAGAGGAUAUUCCGAAAGCUGCUAGUGGCAGACAGGAUAAUUCGACAAGAUAUAGACAAACACACGAUAAAGACAGUGCAUAUAGUGAACCCAAAAGCCUAUAUAAUGUCCACAAAAGCAAAUAUGAAGAAGACGAGGAACCGGCUGAUAGUGCUGAGGAAGAGAGUGAUAAGAGAGAUAAAAAAGAGGAUUAUUUGGAAAAACGUAUUGAGCAGCGAAAUGACAUCACCAGGCCUCCCGAGUCAAGUCACAUCAAAGAGAAAAGGUCAGAACAAUCUUCUCCGGCUGCUCAACAACCUAUUCCUUUGGAAGGUCCAUAUUAUUAUAAAGUACACUCUAGAUCGUACGUUCUAACUGACUCAACACUCGACCGCAUAUGCGCAGAACGCGCAAAAGACCGGGAGAGAAAAAAUAACAAGAAAAAUGCAGCAGAUAUUUCACCACCUUUGCAAGGGCAACAAGAACCACCACCACAAUCAAAACCAACAACACCAAGGAAUCGAUCCCGAAGUGAAUCGCCCGAUCGAACUAGAAAAAGUGCUUGUGACAUUCGUAAGGAGCCUCAAUUCCAACAAUCAAAAACAACUACUCCCAGGGACCAAUGUCCUAUUGAUUCGCCUGAUGGGCCAAGAAAAAGCUUCCAUGAUCCUCCCAAGCACUCACCACCAUCGUAUCGAGCGGAUCGGCCAGUAAAUCAAACGAGAAGCUAUUCACCGGAACAAGGUGGAACCCCCGAAGAGAUAUUGAAAAUGGCUUCUAUUCAGCAUCAUUCUGAAAACGAAUCAUCAGACCGUAGACACAGUUCAAAUGAUGAGCGUCCUCAAGCAGCAGAUUACAGAGAAAAACCAACUUCAUCUCGUUCUCAUAUUCUUGAUGAUCCAUCCAAGACGCGAUCAGACCAUAAACUUCUCAAGAAACCUACCGCCGACUCGACAAAAUCGGGGAUAAAAUUUGGCUCGCGGUACGAAACAAGUGACUUAUCAACCAGCCAAUACGAAGAAAGUUCUUCUACUGAUCCCAAUAAGCCCAGAUACACUUUACAGGAUACUUCCUCGCAAAAAGUCUCGGAAUUAAUUAUUAAACACGAUCUUCAAGUAGCCCCCAAUACUGAGAGUAUGACGAGUGAGCCUAUGGGCUUGAUAACUCCUCCGCGAGAUGCAGUGACUGUUUCCCGGUACAGCAGGCAACCUUCCGGCAGAAAUGUCUUCAACAGUCGCCCAACGGAAUCAAUUAAAAUGACUAAGUCGCCGUUCACUAUAGCUUCAGAGACUUGUUCGCCAGAAACACUAGCAUCUCGAUCCACUUGGCGAAGUAAUUGUCACGCUUCAUCACAGCGGCCUGGCCGACAAUUAAGUCAAGAAUCGCGAUAUUAUCCAUCAGACCCAGACCGUCAACUUAAAUAUUCUGCUCCUGACGGCCGACAAAGGUCCCCAUCUAGAACGACAGGAGGAGAACAAAGAUCAGACUAUGAUUCAUCUCCGCCAAACCGUGCUUCAUCUACCGCACGCAGUGCACGAUUCCCUGAAAGUCCCAGCUCCCGAUCACCAUCAGUUUCUCCACAGCGCUCCUCUUCACAAAAGAGGUCACCAUCCCGUAUUCCAGCCUGUGGACGCAAAAACUGUGGGGCUCUGGGUGCAGUUGGCCUUUCCGUACGAAGUAUCGAUGUAGGGAGUAUUCAUAAAGUUAUUGACGAAUUGAGUGGUCGACGUCCCUCAACAGACUUUUUCGUGUCCGUCCUUCCUGAAAAGAUACAUUCAAAAACUUUCCGCGUCAACAUAAUCGACAAAGAAACUGGUGACCUCUUAGGUUACUUCUAUAUUGACGAGGAGAAAUUCCAUUUAGCAAGGACCCAAGGUGUUUUCGAUAAUUACUUAGCGUUGUAUGUGUUGAACUCCGUCGGCUCGAUAACUGACUUCAAAAGCACUAUGAUACCCAAAGCUAUGAAGAAAUAUCAGUGCUUAACGAAGUGUACGUGCGUUGAAUAAGGUCAAUCAACGGUAUCCGCUUGAUUUCUCAAAGGAAGUAUAUUGUUGGUCUUGUAUUCGAAAUUUAGGGUAGACCUGUUAUAACCAUUUAUUUAUAAGUACUGUAUCUU